AUGGAUACCGUCAUCAACUUUCACUUCAAACGCUUCACUAAAACUCUAAUCUUCCUCCUUCCUUGCUUUCUUUGUAUAUAUUCUCAAACCUCUCUAUUGCCCCCACUACCAUUAAUACCAGACCUCUUAUCCUUCUUAGACCUCAGACUCGCGCUUAUUUACCCCAUUAUCCAAACCUUCAAGGACACAAUCACAUCUGAUCCCUUAGGCAUCACCAGCACUUGGGUUGGAUCUGAUGUAUGCAACUACACAGGUUUUUACUGUGAUCACCCGCCUGACAAUGAAUCUGCCACCGCCCUUGCGUCCAUCGAUCUCAACAGCUUUGGCCUCGAAGCCCCAACUCUUGACGGCUUCCUCGACCGACUACCGGAUCUUGCUCUCUUCCAUGCCAAUUCCAAUAAAUUUUCUGGCUUUUUGCCGGGAAAACUUGCGAAACUCCCAUUUUUAUACGAGCUAGACGUAAGUAACAAUAAAUUUUCCGGUCCUUUUCCUCAGGAAAUUCUUCAGAUGAGUGGCCUAUCAUUUUUAGAUAUUCGAUAUAAUUUCUUUUCAGGGCCUGUCCCUCCCCAACUUUUCUUGUUAAAACUAGAAAUACUCUUCCUGAAUAACAAUAAUUUUGGUCAAACUCUCCCGGAUACUCUGGGUUCUACACCGGCACGUUAUAUCACCUUGGCUAACAACAAAUUCACCGGUCCAAUACCAAGUAGCAUCGGCAAGGCUUCUGCAACGUUACAGGAAGUUUUGUUCUUGAAUAAUCUACUCUCAGGCUGUCUCCCAUAUGAACUAGGGUUUCUGAAAGAAGCUACGGUUAUUGAUGCUAGUAACAAUCUAUUAACUGGUCCAUUACCACGCUCGUUAGGGUGUUUGGGGAAGAUAGAGCAGCUCAACUUUGCUGGAAAUUUACUAUACGGGCAGGUGCCUGAAGUGUUGUGUGCAGCGGGAAGUUUGGUGAAGUUAUCUUUGUCAAAUAAUUAUUUCACUCUAGUUGGACCGUUGUGUAAGAAUCUGGUCGAUAGUGGGGUUCUUGACGUGACAAGAAAUUGUAUUCCUAAUCUUCCGAAUCAGAGAUCGGCGGCGGAGUGUGCAUCUUUCUCUUCGCGGCCUAGGACUUGUCCGCGCCCCUCAACGUUUAAUACAAUUCCUUGCAAGGUUAAGCCAAUGAGCAAUCCUCAAACGAGAACGAAGAAAAAUUCAGUUACUUAUAGUGCUCUUGAGAGACACAGAGUACCUUGA
Molecule: messenger RNA, 1233 nt
Organism: Pistacia vera
Lineage: Eukaryota; Viridiplantae; Streptophyta; Magnoliopsida; Sapindales; Anacardiaceae
Exons: 1
Coding region: 1-1233 (410 amino acids)
Molecular function (GO): protein binding
Source: RefSeq, a predicted model, not a curated record